Messenger RNA from Betta splendens (Siamese fighting fish), 854 nucleotides. It is a transcript of the gene ccl34b.4, whose product is annotated as chemokine (C-C motif) ligand 34b, duplicate 4. The transcript has 4 exons. Gene Ontology annotation, biological process: immune response. The coding region runs from base 133 to 402 and encodes 89 amino acids. Lineage: Eukaryota; Metazoa; Chordata; Actinopteri; Anabantiformes; Osphronemidae. Gene Ontology annotation, cellular component: extracellular region. Gene Ontology annotation, molecular function: chemokine activity. The record is from RefSeq and is a predicted model, not a curated record.
CUGACAAGCAGAGGUGUGAUAGUCUCACGACCACACAAACACGUCAUACGUCUUGCACUUACUUAUAAAUAUUCCUCCACUGAUCGGCUUCUGUAGUUACAGCCUGACCAGUCACCCGGUCCAGGGUUCAACAUGUCCAUCAGAAUCCUCCUGCUCGUGUGCCUGUGCUUCCAGGUCUGUGCAGCCAACCGUCGACACCCGAACAAAGGCAUCAUCCCUCUGUGCUGCACUCGGGUCUCAACUGCUGAUAUCAGUGAACAAAUAACUGGGAAUGCCACCAUCCAAAAGCCCGGUGGACAAUGUGUGAAGGCCUUAAUUUUCCCUGUAGCAGAAGGAAAGGUCUGCGUGGAUCCUGAAGCCAACUGGGUCCGAACAUUCCUUGACAAAAAGAAGAACUCAUGAAUCACGGCUGCCUGAGAAACUUAUUUAAGAACCUCCACAGAUGCACAACGGCAUUUGAGUUGCAGAUCAUAUGCAAUGUGUUCUGCUUCACCAGCCUCCUAAAGCUGCUUGUCCCUACGCUUUAACCUUCCCCAAACAAAGUUACCUCUAUUUAAAUUCAUUAAUAAAUGAUUUGCAACCCUUAAAGUGUUUCAUUUUCCUGCUGUUGGUUAAUAGAAAGUGAUGAGGUCCAACUGGAGACCUGUUCAUGUGUCAUUCACAUUCACGGACAGUACAUUCACAUUAACCAUUGAGGCUGUUUUAAUGUUAAUUCAACCUGUUGGAUCUAAAAUAAGUUCUGCAUCGGAAGACUGUGAAAUAAAAUAAAAUAAAAUAAAAUAAAAUAAAAUAAAAUAAAAUAAAAUAAAAUAAAAUAAAAUAAAAUAAAAUAAAAUAAAAUAAAAUAAAAUAAA